Messenger RNA from Dovyalis caffra, 342 nucleotides. NCBI's taxonomy places the organism in Eukaryota, Viridiplantae, Streptophyta, Magnoliopsida, Malpighiales, Salicaceae. The record is from the annotation of a GenBank genome assembly.
AUGGCUACGCGUAAGUGUAAGGGGCUUCUAGUCCAUGAUGUAACUUUUUUGCCAUUGAUAAAUAGAGAUGCAGCUUCGGACUCCUUGCAUGGUAUUACAGGUGAUAGAGACAGUUCAACUCUACGUAUAGUUAAUAUGGGAAGAUGUCAGAAGGAAAGUCACAAUAACGAGAAGCGGUCUAGCUUGCAUAGCAACAGUGGGCUUGAACUAGAUAUUAGAAAUAGUAAAAAAGUAAUGGGUAUUGAUUACAAAGCAUGUGAGCUACAGGAUUCUGCAUCAUCCAAUAUUAACUUCACUGUGCAUGAAAUACCGGACAAUCUUAAAGGAUACACAAGAGGGUAG